Molecule: messenger RNA, 4189 nt
Organism: Hipposideros armiger (great roundleaf bat)
Lineage: Eukaryota; Metazoa; Chordata; Mammalia; Chiroptera; Hipposideridae
Gene: TCP11L2
Product: t-complex 11 like 2
Exons: 10
Coding region: 414-1973 (519 amino acids)
Biological process (GO): signal transduction
Source: RefSeq, a predicted model, not a curated record
GGCCUUUCCCUCUCGCAUCCCAAACCAUUUCAAUCCAAGCUCUCCGCGGCCGUUUUCAUCCGAACAUGAAGAAAAAGGGUCUGUAGCAAGUCAUAUCCGUCAGAGCUCCGCUAGCGGAGCCCGAAGCGCCCUGGAUUCCCCUCGGCCCCGUGCCGUGCUCCCCCCACUCGCCUGUUACGUGAUGAUCUCGCCGUGGCAGCCUCCUCAGAGUCCCUCCCGGCCCUUUAAAUACCGCGUGGGGUUACGGGGCAGCUGGGGGAGGUUGGACUGGUGAGUUUUGGAGGUGCUUGUGCCGUGCUGGGUGAGGGGACACCCAGAGACCCAGGACCUGGGCUCACUCAGUCGCCUCUCUCCUCCGCUUGGCUCCGCGCCGGCCCGGUCCUAUCGCCUUACCCGCACUGAAGGGACACAAAAUGCCCUUCAAUGGCGAGAAGCAGUGUGUGGGCGAGGACCAGCCAAGCGAUUCAGACUCUUCCAGGUUCUCCGAAAGCAUGGCUUCCCUCAGUGACUAUGAGUACUCCAGGCAGAGUUUUACAAGCGACUCCUCCAGCAAAUCCAGCUCUCCUGCUUCAACAAGCCCUCCCAGGGUUGUGACAUUUGACGAAGUGAUGGCUACAGCAAGGAACUUCGCAGACAUGACUCUUGCCCACGAAAUUGCUGUAAAUGAGAACUUUCUAUUGAAACAAGAUGCCUUCCCUGAGAACAGCUUGGCCAGGCAAGUGAAGCACAUUGUCCACCAGGCCUUCUGGGAUGUCUUGGAAUCAGAACUGAAUGCUGAGCCUCCAGAGUAUGAACACGCCAUCAAACUGUUUGAAGAAAUCAGAGAGAUACUUCUCUCUUUUCUGACUCCUGGUGGCAACCGGCUUCGCAACCAGAUCUGUGAAGUUUUGGACACAGAGCUCAUUAGACAGCAGGCUGAGCACAGUGCUGUGGACAUCCAGGGCCUGGCCAGCUAUGUCAUCAGUACGAUGGGAAAGCUGUGUGCUCCCGUGAGAGAUGAUGACAUCCGAGAGUUGAAGGCUACUGGCAACAUUGUAGAGGUGCUGAGACAAAUAUUUCAUGUCCUGGACCUCAUGAAAAUGGACAUGGUCAAUUUUACAAUUAAGAGUCUUAGACCACAUCUUCAACGCCAGUUGGUGGAUUAUGAGAGAAACAAGUUCCAGGAAAUAUUAGAAGAAACGCCAAGUGCUCUUGAUCAAACUACAGAAUGGAUAAAAGAAUCUGUAAAUGAAGAAUUACUUUCUCUUUCUGAGACUGCUUUAACUCCUGGGGCUGCAAACAGCUCCAGGCCAAGCCUCAGGCCCACACUGGUGCUAAAUAACUGCUAUUUGAAACUGCUGCAGUGGGAUUAUCAGAAAAAAGAAUUACCAGAGACAUUGAUGACAGAUGGAGCGCGUCUUCAGGAACUGACAGAAAAGCUUAAUCAAUUGAAAAUCAUUGCCUGCCUGUCUGUAAUUACCAACAGCAUCGUGGGUUCUGUCACCGAAGGCCUGCCUGAGUUUGCAAACAGGUUAAAAAGGAUUUCAACCGUUCUACUUGAAGGCAUGCACAAAGAGACCUUUAACUUGAAGGAAGUUCUGAAUUCUAUUGGUGUUCAGACUUGUGUUGAGGUUAACAAGACCCUGAUGGAGAGAGGCUUACCCACUUUAAACACUGACGUUCAAGCUAACCUUGUAGGUCAAUUUUCAAGCAUCGAAGAGGAGGAUAAUCCUAUCCGGUCCUUGAUUGAUAAACGAAUCCAGCUAUACUUGAAGAGCCUACUUUGUCUUCCAAGCCCUCAAAAAUGCAUGCCUCCUGUGCCUGGAGGCCUUGCUGUCAUUCAGCAGGAGCUGGAAGGGUUAGGCUGUCAAUAUGCAAACAUUGUGAAUUUCAACAAACAAGUGUAUGGACCAUUUUAUGCAAAUAUACUUCGAAAGCUGCUCUUCGGUGAGGAAGCCCCGGGGAAGGCGGACGCCUCAUCUCCUGCUAACUGAAGAGGAACUGACUGACUUUGGACAAGAGAUUGGAAAUCCAGCCCUUGGGUACCGAGCCUGUUUCCAUCCAUGGCAUUACAGAUGUGGCUCAUUGUCAGUCCUGUCCGUGGUGCAGUGUUAGCCCGAGUCUGUGUAACCCAGUAAUGGUAGCUUUGCAGAAGACACGCUCAUCACAUAGACCCAUUCAUGCAUCAUUUUCAAGUUCAGAAGAGAUGUUUUUCAUGAACAGAAAGCAAUUUGUAAUCAAUUUAUUACCUAUAUAAUACUUAUAAAUGUUUUCUUAAGCAUUUAUAUCUGGCUUAUCAUUCAACCCUUAAGGAGUUGUAUUUCCUCACUUGUCACUAUCAAAUUGAAUGGUUUUUAAUUUUUGGUACAACUUAAAGGAUUCAGAGUUGUGAGAAUAAUGAAGGGGAUUGGUAUUCUGAUACAUGAUGUGAAGUAAGCAUAAUUGUAUUUGAAAUGUACAAUGAAAUUUUAUUAAUGUGUAACAAAAACUUACAUAGUAAGUCCUAAAAUUCUACAGAGGUAGCUAUUCACAUUUUAUAAUACCAAUUGUCAGUAUUUGUGUAGAAUUUAAAGUUAUUAAAUCUCUUUUAAAGCUUUAUGCAAAUUUUAGAUAAAACCUCCCUUGUUCAUUUAGUGAAAAUAGAAACAAAUGCCUUCUAAAAGUUUAUUCUGGAGGUUGGUUUAUUCUUGCAAUUUAGCCUGCUCUCUGAGAGAAACAAUUUUUGCACAAAUCUCUUAGUGAAUGUCUUUGCAUUUCUCAGGCCAUUGGUAAGGAUUAUAUAAGAUUUUAACAUUGGAUUGUCAGAAAAGUCAUGACGUAUUUUUUCUGUUUUUCUUUGCAAAAAUGUGUCACGACUUUUCCGACAUCCCAGUAUUUUUACAUAAGGCAGAUGGUUUGAAUUGGUUUACUUGUAAGAAGGGAAGUUAACAAUAAAACAAGAUGCCCAGGAGAUCCCUAUUCUCCGUUCACAAAAAAGAAAUAGUUCAACUUUGGGUUUUCUUAACCAUGUAACUUGCCAGCAGAUGCUUGCUGUGCUGAUUAUAUUCUUACCCUGCUAUGACCAAGGUGCUCUUCUAAGUAUUGUUAUCAUUUGACAUUCUUGAGCAUUAAAUCCAACUUUGCCAAGUUGGCACUAGUUGUCAUUGGCUAUUAGAGAAUUCUGCCUGUCCUGGAAUUACAUGCUUCUUUUAAAGUAUAAAGGGAAGCACUACAGUUUGGGUGAACUCAGUCCAGAAAAUGCUUUAUUUACAUAAAACACAUUUUUGAUGGUUUCGUAAGGACUCAUUGGACCUUAGUAGGUUGGGAGGGAAGAGUGGAUAGGAGGUCAAAAGGAGUUCUCUCUUUUCUUCCUCACCCCUUUUCCUUACCACCACCUCCACCAUCAUGGUGCUACUCCUUUAUUUGACAAAGUUCUAGGAAAGGAGUGUGUGAAUAGAUUAUCUCCACUCUUCACAUUUUGGAGGGAUCUGCCAAAACUUGAGGAAAUUUUGGAAGUCAGUUUUUUUUUUUUCUCUCUCAGUGACCAAUACAGAAAUCAGCCUUUCUGUCCAUUGAAACAGCUGUAUAUAAGUGGAAAUUGACUGAACGGCACAUUAGGCUAACCCAUUUCUUCCCUCUUCCUGUGCUUCCACGCUGCCCAUGCUUAGAAACCAUUAGGUGCUGAAGGCUUGUUUUCAUUUUCUCUUAAAUUGAAGUCUUUUUUCAACUGGGUUCACUUUGGGGCAUGGGUGGCAGGGAGGGUCUGACAUAGAAAAGUAGUGUGAUUUUUUUGUUGUUGUCGCUUUCUGGGGUGAACUGUAUACUGAACAGGAAGACCAGGUGCACUUUUUAAUUAUCAGAUUGGAGUCCAGCUGGUAGUCUUAUAUACUUGAUUAUACUGCAGUUGCCAGCAGGAAAACAAUGUACUUUUUUUUUUAAAUGAAGGGCAUUCUGCUUUUUUUCUUUCUUUAAGUGGCAAAGUAAAUCUCAGUGUCUCAAAUCUGGAUUUAGGCAGCUGCAUUUAUCAGGAUUUUAAAAUCAUAUCACUUAGCAUGUUGUUUAUUUGGUUUUUAUCUAAAUGUUUACUUCUACUUUUAGGGUUUUGUUAACAUGGUCUUGUUUUGUGACGUCAAUUUUAUUAAACACCAUACACACAUUUUCAUUCUUCUACUGCUAAACCAUGUAUUGUGUGCACUGUUUAAUUUUAAACAUUAAACAUUAUUUCAGCAUG